UUGAGACACUAGCUGGGAGGCUCUGGAUAGGAACCAAUAAUAACAGAAUGGAGAAUAGCUGUGUGCUGAGCCUUUAGGGACCAUGUGGUCUAGCCCACCUGUUUUACAGAUAGGGAAACCGAGGCCCCCAAAGGUCACUUUUCAGUCCAAGGUCACAGAGACUCGAGUCUGCAGUACAUGAGGCUGGGGACUGCGUUCCGGAUGCUACAGAAGCACCGUCUUAGGGGACUUGCUCAAUAGCCAUGAAGAGCCCAUCCAAGGCCAGUGGCACAGCCUCCAGCCCUGGGGAAGAGGACCCCUUCUCCUUCAGCUGCAGAUAUAAGUUCCUGCCUCCUAGCCUCAGCCCAGAACAAGCAGCUACUCACACCAUGAAGCUCAGCCGCCUCCUUGCCCUUUGCCUCACCCUCUGCCUGGUGGGCUUGGCCAGCUCAGGAAAGACCUCAGCCAAUCUUCAGCAAGAGGCUUCCCAGGAGUUGCUCCGAACUCCCCCUGCCCUCUGCCAGCUCCCCGCAGUGAGGGGCCCUUGCAAAGCCUCUUUGCACCGAUACUUCUACAACUCUACGUCCAUUGAGUGUGAGCCCUUUACCUAUGGUGGUUGUCAGGGCAAUGCCAACAAUUUUGAGACCACAGAGAUCUGUGUGAGGGUCUGCAAACCCCCUGGUGAGUCCUCUGAUGGAAACAUGAGUAGUAAUGGAGGUGACAGCAUGCUGGGCAUGUGAAGGGAGGUGGUGUUGGCGAGGAUGCUGGCAGUGAUUCAGAUGAUCAUGUAAAUAUGGAAGUUGGUGAUGAUGGGAAUAAUGGGAAUAAGAGAUGGGUCACCGUGGGCUGGUGAUGGUGGUAAUGAGGUGUAGACAGUAAGGCUGCGGUGGGUGGUGGCAUGGAUAGUAAAGAUGAAAGGAAGCUUGGUUAUUGCAGUAAGCCCUUUUAAAAUACAUGGUGGGGCUGGUAAAGGUGAAGAUGGCAAUGUAACUUUCACAGGGGGGAUCCUGUUGACAGAGGUGAUGAACGUGAUUGUAGCACUGAUCACGGUGGGAGGUGACAGAAAUGAGGAGGCCCCCAGGUUGGUGGGUGUUGAAGGGGUUGGGUAAGGAGUCCAGCUUGAUGGCUCUGGCUCUAGGUCGCCAACAGGUCAGCCAAAUAGGGAGCUGGCUGUCAUCUCCCUUACAGAGACCAAGGUCAAGAGCAGCUGAAGGUGAUACCUGCACGUUCCCAGGCCUUGACCGAAAGCUGGCUCGGCUGCCAUUCCUGCGCAGAGGCCCUGCUCUGAGCCCAUCCUGUAACCCUCCGGGACCGAGUCAAUAAAGUGUUCAAAGUUGA
Molecule: messenger RNA, 1317 nt
Organism: Orcinus orca (killer whale)
Lineage: Eukaryota; Metazoa; Chordata; Mammalia; Artiodactyla; Delphinidae
Product: early lactation protein-like
Exons: 3
Coding region: 243-719 (158 amino acids)
Molecular function (GO): serine-type endopeptidase inhibitor activity
Source: RefSeq, a predicted model, not a curated record